AUCAGCACAAUGAUGAAACGGAGGAAACAGAGACUUGGAGCCCCGUCUCUGCGGAUCCAAAUCUCCUCUCCUUUGUACUCCCACUGCCGAGGAAGUGAUGUUCAUCAGCACAUGUUCUCUCCUACAUCUGCUCCAGGUCUGCAGCACCUUAAAUUCCCAUUUAGUGCUGACUGUGCACUUGUUACAUCUCCUCUAGUAUUUUACCUGAACUCACAAGCCCAGAGCAAUCCGUCUAGUCCAUGCUACAGCCAUCCUUUUCAGUGGAGCUGUCGGACAAGCAACAGAAAGAGUUUGAUUGUAACAUCCAGCACAUCUCCAACUCUCCCGCGACCACAUUCUCCUCUUCAUGGACAUGCAGGUAGCAGCCCUUUGGACAGUCCCAGGAACUUCUCUCCCAAUGCACCUGCUCAUUUUUCCUUUGUUCCUGCCCGAAGCCACGGGCACAGAGCAGACAGAACGGAUGGACGCCGCUGGUCCUUGGCCUCCCUUCCUUCCUCUGGAUAUGGAACAAACACUCCCAGUUCAACAGUUUCAUCAUCAUGCUCAUCUCAGGAGAAGCUGCACCAGCUGCCCUUUCAGCCCACGGCAGAUGAACUUCAUUUCCUGACAAAGCAUUUCAGUACUGAGAGCAUCACUGAUGAAGAAGGGCGCCAUUCUCCAGCCUUGAGGCCUCGAUCUCGCAGUCUCAGCCCGGGUCGCUCCCCAAUUUCCUUUGACAGUGAAAUAAUAAUGAUGAAUCAUGUGUACAAAGAAAGAUUUCCAAAGGCCACGGCACAGAUGGAAGAACGGCUGGCUGAGUUUAUUGCCUCUAAUGCUCCAGAGAACGUGCUGCAAUUAGCAGAUGGGGUCCUAAGUUUCAUUCAUCAUCAAGUUAUUGAACUGGCCAGAGAUUGCCUAGAUAAAUCACGUGAAGGUCUUAUUACUUCUCGGUACUUUUAUGAGCUGCAGGAAAACUUGGAGAAACUUCUCCAGGAUGCCCACGAGCGAUCCGAGAGCUCCGAGGUUGCCUUUGUUACCCAACUUGUGAAGAAGCUGAUGAUUAUCAUUGCACGACCAGCUCGGCUGCUUGAGUGCCUGGAGUUUGAUCCUGAAGAGUUCUACCAUUUGUUAGAAGCUGCAGAAGGCCAUGCCAAGGAAGGGCAAGGAAUUAAAUGCGACAUUCCUCGUUAUAUUAUCAGCCAGCUGGGACUCACCAGGGAUCCCCUGGAGGACUGUCCUUUCCAGCCCCAUGUCUCAAAGGAAUGUUGCUGGGAAAUGGCCCAGCUGAAUAGCUAUGACAGCCCAGACACUCCUGAGACAGAUGAUUCAGUCGAGAGCCGUGGGGCCUCUGUCCAGUCAAAGAAAACUCCAUCUGAAGAAGAGUUUGAAACUAUUAAACUGAUCAGUAAUGGUGCUUAUGGAGCAGUGUAUUUGGUGCGACACAAGACCACUCGUCAGCGUUUUGCCAUGAAGAAGAUCAACAAACAGAACCUAAUUUUGAGAAACCAGAUCCAACAGGCUUUUGUCGAGAGAGAUAUCUUGACUUUUGCUGAGAACCCCUUUGUGGUCAGCAUGUUCUGCUCCUUUGAGACCAAGCGCCACCUGUGCAUGGUUAUGGAGUAUGUGGAAGGAGGUGAUUGCGCUACACUUCUGAAGAACAUUGGUGCCCUACCUGUUGAUAUGGCAAGGAUGUAUUUUGCUGAGACCGUUCUGGCGCUGGAGUACCUACAUAAUUAUGGGAUUGUUCACCGUGACCUAAAACCCGAUAAUCUCCUGAUAACUUCCAUGGGUCACAUUAAACUAACAGACUUCGGACUGUCUAAAAUUGGGUUAAUGAGUCUUACAACUAAUCUUUACGAGGGACACAUUGAGAAGGAUACCAGGGAAUUCUUGGACAAGCAGGUCUGUGGGACUCCAGAAUACAUUGCACCAGAAGUGAUCCUGCGCCAGGGCUAUGGGAAGCCUGUGGACUGGUGGGCCAUGGGAAUUAUCCUGUACGAGUUUCUAGUCGGCUGCGUUCCCUUCUUUGGGGACACGCCUGAAGAGCUGUUUGGACAAGUGAUCAGUGAUGAAAUUGCCUGGCCAGAAGGUGAUGAUGCACUGCCACCAGAUGCCCAGGACCUCAUUUCUAAGCUUCUCCGCCAAAAUCCUCUGGAAAGAAUGGGAACAGGUAGUGCCUUUGAAGUGAAACAGCAUCGGUUCUUUAAAGAUUUGGACUGGAAUGGAUUACUACGGCAGAAAGCUGAAUUCAUCCCACAGUUGGAAUCUGAGGAUGACACAAGCUAUUUUGACACCCGUUCAGAACGAUACCAACACCUGGAUUCAGAAGAAGAGGAGGACACUAAUGAUGAUGAUCAUGUGGAAAUUCGGCAAUUUUCCUCCUGCUCGCCGAGGUUCAGCAAGGUGUACAGCAGCAUGGAACGUCUUUCCAUCCAUGAAGAGAGGAAGACUCCACCACCUACUAAACGGAGUCUGAGUGAAGAAAAAGACGACCGACUGGACAGCCUUGGCAGCUUGAAGAGUCGAGACCGCAGCUGGGUGAUUGGAUCUCCUGAAAUAUUGCGUAAGCGCUUGUCUAUGUCUGAAUCCUCACACACGGAGAGUGACUCCAGCCCACCCUUGACAGUUCGACGACGCUGCUCAGGGCUUCUCGAUAUGCCCCGAUUUGCCAUCUCCACCGAGGACGAGGGAGCCGUUCUCAAAAGGCCACAGUCCGAGGGGAUGCUCUUAUCUGCUGUGCAGUCACGGGAAGGGCUGCCGGUGCCCAUUCCAGAACAACCUGUGGAGCAAGAGCUGCAGCUGGAAGGUGAUGUUGGACCCACCACCCCCUCCACGGCCAUCAGCAGCACCUCAACGCUGACAGCUGGGAGCACUGCAGAUUUCUCUGAUCCACGAGCUCGCAGUAAUAGCAAUGAAGGCCCAGACUUUACCGCUCCAAAAGCCAUCAGCGAUUUGGCAGUGCGGCGGGCACGACACAGGUUGCUCUCUGGGGAAUCAGGGGAGAAACGUACCUCAAGACCUGUCAAUAAAGUGAUUAAAUCAGCAUCCGCCACUGCCUUGUCUCUCCUGAUUCCCUCAGAUCACCACACGUGUUCUCCAUUGGCCAGUCCAAUGUCACCUCAUUCUCUAUCCUCCAACCCAUCUUCGAGGGACUCCUCACCCAGCCGUGACUUUUCUCCUGCUAUCGCAAACCUGAAACCACCAAUCAUCAUCCAUCGGGCUGGAAAGAAAUAUGGUUUCACUCUCCGUGCCAUUCGCGUCUAUAUGGGUGACAGUGAUAUCUACACUGUGCAUCACAUGGUCUGGCACGUGGAGGAAGGUGGUCCAGCGAACGAAGCAGGUCUGCGUGAAGGGGAUCUGAUAACCCAUGUCAAUGGGGAGCCGGUCCAUGGACUGGUGCACACAGAAGUGGUGGAGCUGAUUCUGAAGAGUGGAAAUAAAGUGUCCAUCUCCACCACGCCAUUUGAGAACACGUCCAUCAAAGUUGGUCCAGCUCGAAAGGCCAGCUACAAAUCCAAGAUGGCUCGUAGGAACAAGAAGAGCAAAACUAAGGAUGGUCAGGAAAGUAAGAAGAAGAGUUCUUUGUUGAGGAAGAUCACUAAACAAGCAUCGCUACUUCACACCAGCCGGAGUUUAUCUUCACUAAACCGCUCUCUGUCUUCUGGAGAGAGUGUGCCUGGCUCUCCAACUCACAACUUGUCUCCUCGGUCACCAACGCAGAGUUACAGAUCCACUCCCGAGUCUGUACACUCAGUUGGUGGCAAUUCUUCCCAGAGUAGCUCUCCCAGUUCCAGUGUUCCCAAUUCUCCAGCCAGCUCUGGACACAUCCGACCCAGCUCUCUGCAUGGACUAGCACCAAAGCUUCAAAGGCAGUACAGAUCUCCAAGGCGUAAAUCUGCAGGAAACAUCCCUCUGUCACCACUAGCUCACACUCCCUCACCAACCCCACAGUCCACAUCGCCACAGCGCUCCCCAUCUCCUUUACCAGGACACUCAAUUGGCAGCUCCAGUAUUAUUCAGUCUUUUCCAGUAAAACUACACUCCUCUCCACCACUGGUGAGACAAAUUUCUCGCCCCAAAAGUGCUGAGCCCCCUCGGUCUCCUUUGCUAAAGAGAGUGCAGUCGGCUGAGAAACUGGCUGCCUCACUGUCCUCUUCUGAGAAGAAGCUGGCUUCCUCCCGUAAGCAUAGCUUGGAUAUCUCUCACUCGGAGUUUAAGAAGGAGAUGCUACAGAGGGAUCCCAGUCUCCAGAGCUUACAAGAAUCUGCGAACGAAACAACAGGUGGCAAACUUGGGCUGGCGGAAAAAGGGAUGUUGCAGAAGCCAGGCUCACGGAAGUUGGGUGCUAUUCGACAGGACAGGGUGGAGAGGAGGGAGUCUCUUCAAAAGCAAGAGGCUAUCCGAGAAGUAGAUUCUUCCGAAGAUGAAACGGAUGAUGGUUCAGAAGAUAGUCAAGAUGGGAGAAGACUGGACAAGCCCCCUGACAGUGGAGACCAGGGCUCAGAUUCUUUUAAUGAGGAUAAUAAGUUUUCAUCUAAAUUGGAAAGCAAGGACAGUAUUGAAGAUGAUGCCUUUCUACCUGAGGAUCCAAAAGGUACAGAGGCUUUGCAGAAGGGAAAUAAUCAACAAGCCAAGCCUGUUUCAGAGCCACUGCAAAUCAGUGUGCACCCUUCCCCAUCAGAGGUCCUCCUGAGAACUUCUUCAGAAAAACUAGCUAGUUCAGAAAAGCCAUUCCUAAGAUCAGAAACAACUGCAAAGGAACAUAAAUUGCCAGAAAUAAAAACUUUUGAGUGUUUUGGUCCAAAAGACAAGUCUUCCGAAGCAAUCAAAGACCAAGGGAGAACUGCAAGUGCUCAAAAAACUGUAGAUCGCACAGAACAUAUACAGUGCCCAUCUAUCAAACUCCUGGAACUUCAACAAGGUGACUCUUCAGGGGCCUCAUGUGCUAAGCUUGACCUGAAAGACCCUCUGCUAACAGAAAGCAGUCAGAAAAAACAGGAUUCCAAACCUCUGCUGGCACUUUCUUCAUGGUGCACGGCAAGUGUGAGCACUUCCCUCUCGGUAAGUCCCGCAGAUCGCAGUGAGAAGGAUCUCAAGGAGACACUUAAGCCUGCAGAACAGCACAGCACCUCAUAUCUGUCUCCUGGAAGCAUGAGUCAAACAUCCCAAAAAAUUCCUGGUACUGAAAAGCAACCCAGCUCGUCCCAGGCAGAGAAUGCUUUAGCCGCCAGCAAAACGAGCCCAGCAGGUCCUGUGUCCUCCACGCUCCUCGUCCCCAGUGCUAUGGAAAGAACUCCCUCCAUGUCUCAGUUAGUGCCGCUAGCUCAGAGCGUGUUAGGCCCUUUGAAGCUCAGUAUGUCUGGUUCUGGAGAGGUGGAAAAGAGGAAGGAUUUCCCCCAUUUGGCUGCCUCCUGUAAAGAAGAGAGAGAUUUGAAACCAAAAAAACAGGAAACUUCACAAGCAGGAGCGUGUCAAGAGAAAGCCAAACUGUCUAGCGCAGGUGGUCUGACGACAAGGAGCAGGUCCUGCACAGAGUCACUGAACUCAGCGAAGCCCUGGGAGGCAACGUGUCCCGUGGUGGCAAAAAAGGAGGCAGCUUUUUGCAGUGCUAAAGCAUCUGAAGUGUUGGGAGGUAGCUGCAAAAUCACUCCGUCGAAAGAGCUGCCUCACACCCUUGGACAAGCAGCUCUGAGAGCCUCUCCUCUGCCAGAUGGCAGCACGAGGCCCGGUAAAGAAGGGACUCUGGCGCAAGGGAAAAGCAAAGAGCUUGGAAGUCAGUUAAAAAUACAAGACUUUCCCCUGUCACAUGACGGUGCUGUAAAGAAAACAUAG
Molecule: messenger RNA, 5811 nt
Organism: Tauraco erythrolophus (red-crested turaco)
Lineage: Eukaryota; Metazoa; Chordata; Aves; Musophagiformes; Musophagidae
Source: RefSeq, a predicted model, not a curated record